Molecule: messenger RNA, 796 nt
Organism: Dermatophagoides farinae (American house dust mite)
Lineage: Eukaryota; Metazoa; Arthropoda; Arachnida; Sarcoptiformes; Pyroglyphidae
Source: RefSeq, a predicted model, not a curated record
GCCAAAUUUAAAAAUGAAAUAUUUAUUCUGUGCCGUUUUUUUCGUCGUGUUGAUUGCUGCCAUUAAUGCUCAGGAAGAAGAUUUAGCCGUUGCUGAAUCGGCUGGUGCUGGUGCCGUUGCUGGUGGUGCUGCCGGAGCCGGUGCUAAAGGUGGCAAAGCUGGUGCUGCCGGUUUUGCUGCUGGAGGAAAAGCUGGUGCUGCAGGUUUCGCUGCCGGUGGUAAAAAAGGUGGAUUCGCUGCUGGUGCUGCCGGUGGUGCGGCUGCAGGUGCUAAAGCCGGUAAAGCUGGUGCCGCUGGAGCUGCAGGUGCUGCCUUCAAAAAGGGUUUCAAAAAAGGCAAAUUCGGUAAAAUGGGUGCCGCAGGUUUUAAUAAAAAAUUCGGCGCAGUAAAAACAUUCGGCAUGGCUCAAGGAUUUAAAUUCGGUAAAAUGGGUGGUGCUUUUGCUGCUGGUGGUGCCGCUGGAGCUGCUGGUAAAAAAGGUGGCAAAUUUGCUGCUGGUGGUGCUGCUGGAUUCAAAAAAGGAGGCAAAGCUGGAAAGGCUGGUUUUGCUGCUGCUGGUGGAGCAAAAGGUGGAAAAGCCGGAAAAGCUGCUGCUGCUGCCGGUUUCAAGAAAGGCGGUGCAGCUGGUGCUGCAUUCAAGGCUGGCAAAGCUGGAAAAUCAGGUGGUGGAUUGAUUGGCUAAAAAAUCUAAACAAUUAUUGUUCACAGAAAAUGGAAUAUAAAUUUUCUUUUUUUUUCUAUAUGUACGGAAUUCAUUUUUAUUAUUUUUCCAGGAAUAAAAUAGAAUUCAAAUAUA